Salvelinus namaycush (lake trout) is the source of this 2199-nucleotide messenger RNA. Its product is annotated as E3 ubiquitin-protein ligase E3D-like. Bases 258 to 1508 code for a protein of 416 amino acids. NCBI's taxonomy places the organism in Eukaryota, Metazoa, Chordata, Actinopteri, Salmoniformes, Salmonidae. The transcript is spliced from 11 exons. The record is from RefSeq and is a predicted model, not a curated record. Gene Ontology annotation, molecular function: ubiquitin conjugating enzyme binding; ubiquitin protein ligase activity; cyclin binding. Gene Ontology annotation, biological process: proteasome-mediated ubiquitin-dependent protein catabolic process; protein monoubiquitination; protein polyubiquitination. Gene Ontology annotation, cellular component: cytosol; nucleus; ubiquitin ligase complex.
UGUUGAUAGCUAGUCAAAUAUAUGCAUUAGAAGUCUUCACCGUUUUAAAUUGAUAGGUUGAUGAUUUUUAUUGCUGCAUUUACUUUAAUUCACCAUACUGACAAUCAGAUGUACAAAGCCAUUUCGUUUUGGACUCAGUUAUCUAUGUUAAAGCAAAAAGUAAACUGCACGUUUCUUUGUUGUUAAAUUAGCCAGCUAACGUUAGCCAUUGCGAGUACCAGAAGUAACGUUAAAUAGAAGAAAAAGACAGACACUCCAUGGGAGAAAAUACCAAAGGAGCUGGGGACCCCAGUUGGGUGUUUAUCGAACUAAGGAAGCGGUUGCAAAGUGGUCUUCUUGUUCUCCGGAGAGAUGUGGCUACGAGCUAUGCAGAGGUGAGCGUUACAGGAGGAGAUUCGUCCCUCCACAUCCGGACUCCUCGGGGCCUGCUAAUCGUGGAGCUGCCAGCAGGGGUCAGCCUCGUGGAGGGCUCCUGCAGGGAGGCACCUGGAACAGGAGACGAGAUACACUUCAGAAUGCGCCUCAAUGUGGACCAGCACACAGAUGACACAGUGGCCCCGGGGAGUGUGAUGGAGAGGCUGCUGGUCCAAGAGAGUUAUUGCUUCCACUGCCAGUCCUGUGGGACCAGGGUGCUGGAGGAGAGGGUGUUCAAGCGAGUGCUCCCUCUCCCCAACGGCAACUGGAGCUCCCUGGUGGAUGACUGGUGCUGCCACCCGGACCCCUUUGCCAACCUGAAGCUGCUGCCCCGAGCGGAGGACUGUUUACUGGGCGACACUCACCUCCUUGUGCACCGGGAUAGAGGCUGUGAGGAGACUCUCACCCAGGAGCUCAGCCCCAGGCCCAUCACCAACAAAAUGGCUGAUGGUCAAAAUCAGGACACACAGAAACCCAACCGCAGGCGUACACUUGUUUCCUGUAAGAGCUGUACAGCCGGCCUGGGAGAGACUGUGGCACCAGGGACCCUGAAACUCUACAUCACAGAGGUGACAGUGAGACCCAGUAUGCCAGAUAUGACCUUUUGUUACUACAAUGCCAACGAGAUGUCACUGUUCCUGGAACAGACCAUAGCUGCCAGACUGGUGGAGCUGUCCUCCUCCCAGAGCAUGUUUCGUUUCUCUAUCCAGACCCCAGAUGGAAAAGCCCUCAUAUUGCUCUGGCUCCUGAACAGUGACUCCUUCAUCGUCUCUCUCUCUGCCACUAUGUCAUCGACUGUCAGAGGUGAUGCUGUCCCCUCUCCCAGCCACCGCCAGUGUUCUGAGCGUCAAUCACCCACUAAGGCUGGCAGCACCGUCAAAGUCCUCUAUCUCCCCUGUUCUCCCUCUGCCAGCACUGGGAGCACACACCAAGAUGUUGUAGACACCUGGGAGAAGGACAUCGGUGUCCACCCCGUAGACCUGCCCCAGACCACGUGCCAGGAGCUGUUGUCGGUGCUGACAGCCAGUACUUCCUGUCUCCCUCUGUCGCUGCAUUCCAUGAACUCCUACCAGGUGGCGUACAUGAGACUGUAAUGUCAGAGGUCAAGAGCCAUGGAUCCACGCAUCUUUCCUAGAGGGAGGACCAGCAGAAGAAGCACUGGAACACUAGAGUACAGUGAUUUAUCUGCCUUCGGCUGUGUUCAAGAGGCACGUAAUGGAAAACCAGGUUUUGAGCAUUUUCCAAAAAGAACGCUCAUUCCGUUAUACGUUUUGAAUAGGUUUAUUAAUUUUGGUCCUACUGAACAUGACCCUGAUAGCUGCUGUAAUGCAGACCAUGUAAAAAGACUUGUAACUAAUAAUUCCAUUGGAAUGUCUGAGUUAUUGAUGACCUGCCCAGAUUAAAUAGUGAAUCUGACUAACAUGCCUAUGUUGAAGUGCAUGUUUAUUAGAGGGGGGUCACUUUUAUUGUAAAUAAGAAUAGAAUAUGUUUCUGAACACUUCUGCAUGAAUGUGGAUGCUACCAUGAUUACAGAUAAUCCUGACUGAAUCGUGAAUAAUGAUGGGUGACAAAGUUACAGAUGCUCAAAUAUACCCCUCAAAAAAUGGCUUGUAGGUAUGAUAUUUGUGCAUCUAACUUUCUCACUCAUCAUUAUUCACGAUUCCUUCAGGAUUAUCCGUCUAUUCUUUUUUUUACAAUAAAAGUGACUCCAAAAUGACACACUACAUUAUUUACCAUUCAUUUCUAUUGGGCACAAAAUCAUCUGAAACACAACCAAAACAAACA